This is a messenger RNA of Aspergillus affinis, 2454 nucleotides long. RefSeq lists its product as uncharacterized. NCBI's taxonomy places the organism in Eukaryota, Fungi, Ascomycota, Eurotiomycetes, Eurotiales, Aspergillaceae. The coding region runs from base 1 to 2454 and encodes 817 amino acids. The record is from RefSeq and is a predicted model, not a curated record. The transcript is spliced from 4 exons.
AUGCCUGAGGUGGUUCUCCGUCCUACCACGAUGAAUUCUGACUUCAAGCAGAUGUUACACGGAAAAGUGAUGGCUUUACAGGAGGCCUUGGAUGACGCCCAACCACUAAUGAGCACUGAGAAGAUUGACUUGGUCCGUGCUAUCUGCCCAGUGAUUCAAGCAUUUUCCCAGGAUAAACAGCAUACCGCACUCAGCAGCCUCCUGCAUGAGAUGUCGGGGAUCCUUACACCAGAGCCAGGAAUGCCACAGCCACGUUCCACAACGGACACGUCAUGGACGCCACAAGCAGACCCUUCACAGGAGCAGUCUCCUGUGCUCAGUGAAUCUGUCAACCCUAGUGCAGCCGAAGACGAACACAGUGACAACGAUAAUGGGCUGGCGUCAGAGACACCGAUCUCCAAAGCAGCCAACACUAUAGAUAUCCGAAUGCCCGAAAUCGACAUGGACGCCCUUUUCCCGGUUAGCACACCGGUGCUGAGUUAUGAUGACAUCAACAAUAUAAUUGCCUUAGCUGGCAGCCUCGGUGGCGUUGAAGACUGGCCAGCCGGAGCGAUCGACAACACACUUUUUGUAUCGCAGUCCCCAACGUCAGCAAAUAUCCGGAUUCCAUCUCUACCGCCUGUUGAUUCCAGCGGUGAUUGGCUCCUCAACGACAUGAUUGAUUUGAACACACCACUUGGGUUACCGAAUGCCGAGCCCGAAACUGAUGAUUUAAAUUCGAGCGCAAACAGAUCUGGACCGGCCGACAUAUUUUCUGGGGGGUUUCAGUUGGAUUCUGUUUCUCCCGUGUCUUCUUUGUUUCCACCCAUAGCCGAAACUCGCUCGGUACAAGACGGCGAGUCGGGCGCCGUUUAUCACGAAGCCGACAAUGCACUCGGUCUUUCAGGAAAUCCGGAUGAAAGAGCUCCAGUCGAUUCGGGCACUGCCCCGGUAACACCAUCGUCCUUUCCCCCCCAGGCAGUAGAAGCCAGUGGGAUGGCUCUGCUGAGGGGUGACAACAUUUCUUGGGAUUGGAUUCCUCUUACUGGUCGCUUCGAAACUGCGUGGGGCGUCUUCGAUGGUCAAUACCUGAAGGCCGUGCUGGAGGAACUGACAUAUGCUAGCCGUGUUAUAACCGAGCGAACAAUUGACUACUUUGUCAGCAAGUGGUCUCGCUCGCAGGGAGCGUCUGAGGUGUGGGCUGGCAGAGAACACGAAUUCGAGGCCCUGGCUCAUCUCGGACAGCGGCGGCCUUUGGUCUUGGUCAAGGAACAAUCUCAAUGGGCAUUGAUCGAGGUUCAGCGUUCCGCCGGCCGAGUUAACCACUACAGAUGCCGCGUGUCCGAUCAGCCUACGAGCCCGGCAUGGGAUCACGGCCAAUGCAGCUAUUGCGUCAGAGUCGGCGAACGCAUGUCGGACAUACUACACCUACAGAAGGAGUUAGUGAAACCGUGGCAGAAUACUCUGGAGAUCAUUACCACGUCGGCGCGAGACACGACCUGGGUUCUUUGGAUGACGCACCUCCAUAUCGAACAGUUAGACUUGUCACGUCACGUCCCCCCAGACUAUGCUAGGCAUUUGGCCCAGGAGAUCCUCUUCGACCUUAAAGCAAGCCAGACUACCGACUUGGUAUUGAAUAUGCCAAAAUCCCUCUCGCCCCCUGUAAGCGAGGAGCAGGUGAUUCAAACCUUCUACCUUGAAUUGGGCAAGAAGAACAAAUACGAUGACAGACUUUGGAACACAAUCAUCGAGGUAGCCAAGGACCCGUCACACAGAACUGGAGUACAAGAAAUUGGACUUCAGCGUUCCAGUGAACUUUUCCAACUAGCAAUGAAUAUUGCUUCUCCCGAUGCUCUUCUCAUGCUCAAAGAAUGUUUGCGCGAGUUGCGAUCACAAUCCCAGCCUCCUGAUAACUACCCGGAAAACGCGAACGGGACUUUCCGUGCGCUACAGGCAUACAGUCAGAAAAAACAGCUGUCCAAUGUGGGAUUGAGAUUGGCGCAAUGGAAGUUGUACCAGGUAAAGAAAAAAGGCGGUGACUUGGAAAGCGAGAUAAUCCGGUCAACCCCGCCGGGGAAAGCCUCUCCUACUCCUGCAGAAAUCCAUCGUGAUCUGUCAGCAAAUAACAAAGGGGUAUACUGGGAUAAUCUGGUGGAUGUUUUUGGUGGGGAUCCAAAUAUUCUCUGCUUUAUUCCUCGAAAUGCCAUCGGUCCACCUCCUUGGAGCCGCAGAUAUACCGCAACUACAUACCGGGAUCUGCCGAUACCGGAAAAAACGAUAUUGGGCAAAUUCUGGAGACAGUUCAAGCGCCACGUCCUCAUGGGCGUAGAUGGGAAACUAUCGAGCCACCUGCUAUACAUGAGAGCCCCAGUGGGCAUCUACCCACUGGAGCAAAUGAGCGAUGAAUCUAUUAUACAAGAUGACUCCAUAUUUACUUUUGACAUGGAUGCACUGAGUAGGCCUAGUUGUGUUUAG